Kazachstania africana CBS 2517 is the source of this 1137-nucleotide messenger RNA. It is a transcript of the gene PAN5, whose product is annotated as 2-dehydropantoate 2-reductase PAN5. Gene Ontology annotation, cellular component: mitochondrion; cytoplasm. Gene Ontology annotation, molecular function: 2-dehydropantoate 2-reductase activity; NADP binding. Lineage: Eukaryota; Fungi; Ascomycota; Saccharomycetes; Saccharomycetales; Saccharomycetaceae. The transcript has a single exon. Gene Ontology annotation, biological process: pantothenate biosynthetic process. The record is from RefSeq and is a predicted model, not a curated record. Bases 1 to 1137 code for a protein of 378 amino acids.
AUGACUGUUAAUAGUAGACCAGUAUUACAUGUACUUGGUAUGGGCUCAAUGGGAGCUCUAUUAGCCGUUAACUUACUGCAAACGACUAGAACUGAAGUUAUACCUUUGUUUAGAAAUACAGAGAAGUUGAGCAAGUUUCAAAACGAAGGAAAGUCAACUAUUUCUAUCAGAAAGGUUUUCUUAAAAGAAGCACCUUUGGUUUCUGCGAAGCUAGUAAGAAGCUAUUCUCCAGAAACUUUCAACGACGAUCAUAUUGAAAAUUUAGUCAUCACCACGAAGACAUAUCAAACAAAGGAGGCUAUCAAGCCAUAUCUGGAUUUCAUUACACCAGAAACUAAUAUUAUACUCAUUCAAAAUGGGUUAGGUGUACUAGAGGUUCUGAAAGAUGAAGUUUUUGUUGAACAAUCUAAACGACCAAACUUGUUCCAGGGGGUCAUCGGACAUGGUUGCUACCAGGAUUCUGCAUAUAUCUUUAAUCAUGCAGGUAACGCCGGCAUGAAAAUUGCUAGACUACCAUGGGAUGAUAAUAUGGUCCAACACGAGUCAGUGUUGAAACAAGAUGCAGUGGAUAAUUCCUUGGUGAAGAUUUUAAUGGAGAAGGAUUUUGCUUCUAUUUUCAAUACGACACACAUGACUUACCAAGAAAUGUUACUUGGACAGUUACAGAAAUUUUUGGUUAAUUCAUGCAUUAACCCGGUAACAGCCAUUCUUGAUUGUGACAAUGGUGAAAUGGUAGACUACUGCAAAGAUAUAUUUACCUCUAUUGUAGAAGAAGAGCUAAACAUAUUGGGACUAGCAUAUAGACCACUGUUUGAAUACGAGGAUCACUAUAAAGAACAAACAGGCUAUCCUAAUCUAGAUGUCAAGAGUACUUUGAAUACGGAAAGUAUGGUUUCAAAUAUUAUCAAUCUUGGGUGCGUCAUCAACGCCAAGAACAGUAGUUCAAUGAGGCAGGAUACGCGUUAUCUAAGAGACAGUGAGAUUGAAUAUAUAAACGGGUACAUUGUCAAGCUUGCUGCUAAGUUGAAUCUUAACCCAAACGAGGCAAAGACCAACAGGGCCAUUUGCCAACUUGUAAACUUGCGACUAGGGCUUAAUAGAACAAGAGCAGCUACUGGCGAUUGGCCAUUUAAAUAA